Molecule: messenger RNA, 4974 nt
Organism: Dendronephthya gigantea
Lineage: Eukaryota; Metazoa; Cnidaria; Anthozoa; Malacalcyonacea; Nephtheidae
Product: probable phospholipid-transporting ATPase VA
Biological process (GO): phospholipid translocation
Cellular component (GO): plasma membrane
Molecular function (GO): ATP hydrolysis activity; ATPase-coupled intramembrane lipid carrier activity; ATP binding
Source: RefSeq, a predicted model, not a curated record
AACAAACAGAAAAGAUAUCUUUUCCGCUUUAUGAAGAUAUAUUAAAAUGCAAAUGGUUUACAUACAAAAACCUUUAUGAGGCAAUGGGACAGGAAUGUACAUUAGAGUAAAUAAAUGUGACGUUGCAAAAAACGAAGGAUUUAUGCCGUUUGCGUGGAAGGUUUUUGAUAACUCGGACAGUAUGGAAGAAGGAACGCCACCUUCUAGCAUUCCUAGAUAUGGUUCCAUUCAAUCUGAUACAACAAGUCGUAGACUUGUCAUUCCAACUCGAGUAUUAACCAAACAACUUGAGAUUAAACACGAGAGCAGUCUUAAACGUAAUUUGACAAACGUUGUUAAAACGACUAAAUACACAAUAUGGAAUUUUCUACCAAAGAAUUUAUUUGAACAGUUUCAUCGUUUUGCCAACAUCUACUUUCUAGCAAUAGCAAUUUUAAACUGGGUUCCGGCAAUAAAAGCAUUUGCGAAAGAAAUAACUAUGAUCCCAUUGUUGUUUGUUCUCACUGUGACAUUGGUAAAGGAUUUAUUUGAGGAUCACAGGCGAAGAAGGUCAGAUAAUGAGGUCAACAACAGACAUUGCCUUGUCUUUGAUAGAAUUGAUUUAGUGGAUCAUAUGCAGGCCUGGUUAUACUGGAGUGUUUCAUUUCUAUCUCAGAAACAUCCUCUCAUAUUUAAAACAUUGAAUUUAUUCGUUCACAGCAGUAAUGAAAAUUUCUUUGUUUUGCACUGGAUUUUAACUGCACUCAACUUAAUGUGUUUGACUUUCUUGCAGUAUCAAAUUUGUACAACCCACCAAUAUGUUGAAACAAAAUGGAAAUCCAUUGUUCCUGGCAAUGUUGUAAAGUUAUCAAAUGAUGAAAUUAUUCCUGCUGAUGUAUUAUUAUUGAAGUCGAGCGAUCCUAAUGAUAUAUGCCACAUAGAGACAGCUAACCUUGAUGGUGAAACAAAUUUGAAACAAAGAGAAAUUGUUAGAAAUUCUAAUCAGGGUUUAGGGUCUAAUGGGGCUGUGGAUUUUUCUUCAUUUGUUCAUUGCGAAGAACCGAAUAGUAAAAUUUAUCAAUUUCGGGGAUUUAUAGACACUGAUGGCAAUCAGAUACCAAUUGGAACAAAUAAUCUUCUUUUAAGAGGAUGUGUUAUUCGCAAUACAGAAAAUGUAGAAGGCAUUGUAAUAUAUGCAGGUCAUGACACAAAAGCGAUGCGAAAUAACGGUGGCCCAAGAAGCAAACGCAGCAAAUUAGAAAGAGAUAUUAACUGGGAUGUGAUAUCUUGUGUAUUUAUUUUAGUAUCACUGUGUUUGAUCUGUGCUAUAGGUUGUGGAUUUUGGACUCAUAAUAAAGAGGCAUUUGACCAUCAGUAUACCCCAGAGUUGGACCUUAACAAUGAAGAUGUCAUUCAGAGAGAACCUGCAUUGGAAGGUUUUGUACGAUUUUGGACCUAUAUCAUUAUUUUUCAGGUGUUAAUUCCAAUAUCCUUGUACGUGUCUGUGGAAAUUGUGAAACUUGGUCAAUGUUAUUUUAUCACGAAUGAUGUGGAAAUGUAUUAUGAAGAAAAAGAUCAACCCGCGUUAUGUCGUGCGCUAAAUAUUAAUGAAGAUUUAGGACAAAUUAAAUACGUAUUCUCUGAUAAGACUGGAACUUUAACAGAGAAUAAAAUGGUGUUCAGACGUUGUACGAUUAAUGGGAAAGACUUUCCGCAUUCAACCAGAUAUUCUCAAGAUAACCUAAGAGAUGAAGCAGUACCUCAGGGAAGCCGUGGUCAGGAUACGACAGACUCUCCUAGCGAUAAUUCUGGAUCAUCACCUGUCAAGGAAUUCUUUACUUUGCUGGCAAUUUGUAAUACCGUUGUUGUUUCGUCGCAUGGCAACCAGCAGAAUGACGUCACUACCACUUUAGGCAAUAAGGAAAAAUCCACUGAUCGAAAUGAAACGGUCAAUGUAGAUGGUGAAACAAAUGCAGAUGGUCAAACAAAUAAAAUGUAUUUAAAUGGAAGGCUCGAAGCAAACCAAGAUCUAUCAGGUGAUAACAGGCAAGAACAGACUUUAACUUACGAAGCUGAAUCACCAGAUGAAGCAGCUUUGGUAAAAUCUGCCACAAUGUAUGGAUAUAAAUUAAUAUCACGUGGUCCGGAUAGUAUAACAAUUGAAGUACCUGAAGAAGGCAUUGUGAAGUAUCAUCUUCUUCAUGUCUUAAUAUUUGACUCCGUCCGCAAAAGAAUGUCGGUGAUCGUUCGUCGUGAGAAUGAUGAUAGGAUAAUAAUGUAUUGUAAAGGUGCUGACACAGCAGUUAUACCUCGGUUAUCCAAACAGAGUAAGUCAAAAACAUUACAAAACUGCAAUAAUGCAGAUGCGCUAGAUGGAAGAAAUGCAAGUGCAGAAACGGAAGAUGUGUCUUUGGUUGAAAUGACGGAAACUCAUCUUAAUGUUUACGCAAGAGAAGGUCUGAGAACCCUUUGUAUGGCAAGAAAGGAAUUAACUGAUGAGGAUUAUCAUAAUUGGUUAUCAGAACACGAGAAAGCAGAAAUAUCUCUGUACAAUCGUGAGGAGCUAUUACAAGAUUCAUAUUGUCGGGUAGAAUCUGAUAUGGAGUUACUUGGAGCAACCGGUAUCGAAGAUAGAUUACAAGAAGGUGUUCCGGAAGCAAUUGCAACGUUACGUGCGGCCGGACUGAAAGUAUGGGUUCUCACUGGCGAUAAACAGGAAACGGCAGUAAACAUUGCACACUCCUGUCGCCUUCUGGACCAAGAGAUGGAUAAAAUAACGCUUAAUGCUUCAUCAAAAGAAUCGUGUGCAGAACAAAUCAGAGCGUGGCUAGAAAGGAUGAAUGGUGAUUCAAAUGAUGCAAGUCAACAAUUAAAACAAAUGAAACAAACUAAAUAUGGGUUGAUUAUAGAUGGACAGACACUACAAUAUGCUUUGGAGUAUCCACUUGCUUUGGAAUUCCUUCUUUUAGCUAAAUCAUGUCAAGUUGUUGUUUGUUGCCGGGCUGCUCCUGUUCAAAAGGCUUCUGUAGUACGUCUUGUUCGAGAGGAACUUGGUGUUAUGACAUUAGCUAUAGGUGAUGGAGCUAAUGAUGUUAGUAUGAUUCAAGUGGCUGAUAUUGGAGUUGGAAUUAGUGGUCAAGAAGGAAUGCAAGCUGUUCAAGCUAGUGACUUUGCUAUUGGAAGAUUUCGUUUCCUUGUUCGAUUAUUACUCGUCCAUGGUCAUUGGUGUUAUGAUCGUAUUUCAAAGCUGAUACUAUAUUUCUUUUAUAAAAAUAUGAUGUUCGUGAUGGUGUUGUUUUGGUUUCAGUUAUAUAACGGUUUUUCAGGAUCAAACGCAAUCAAUGAUUUGAACUUAAUUUUUUUUAAUCUGAUCUUUACUGCUUUACCUCCAAUAAUAUCGGGAAUUUGGGAUCAAGAUGUCUGUAGUGAAAUUCUUCUUAAAAAGCCAUACCUUUACAGACAAGGUCAAGAAAGUGAGCUUUAUUCUAGGAAAAUGUUUUGGAUAACAAUGGCCGAUGCUAUAUUCCAAAGUAUUGUAAUCUUCUUUUCAGCCUUUCUGGUUUACUACGGAACACAAGCUGGUUUAUAUACAGUUGGAGUAAGUCUUCAUCAGUGUGCAGUUAUUGUCGCCUCACUUCAAAUUGCAAUUGAGACAAAUUAUUGGACAAUAAUUCAUGCUGUGAUUCUUGGACUCAGCGUUUUGUUAUCAUUCGUAUGGUGUAUUGUCUAUAAUGUCGUCUCACCUGUUCUGCCAGAUUAUUUUGUCGCUAUAGUAACAAUGGGAACAGCAAAUUUUUGGAUGUUGUGUAUUCUAACAGCUUUUGUAUCGAUGUUGCCAAGAUUACUGGUGAGAACCUUACAGCAAUCAUUAUCGCCAACAGAGAUUCAGAAGGCUCGUCUUGAAUCUACUUGUCCUGAAGUUUCGCUUAUUUCGUUCGAAUCAAGAAGUAGACAGUUUUCCGCUGAAAAUAACAUACAUGCCCAGACGUCUGGAAUAAAAGUAUAGGCACAAAAUCCAUAUGGAAAUUCUAAUAAGCUCGGAAAUUAUGUUAGAAAUAUUAUAUAUAUUCUAGAAAUUGUGAAAAUACCAGAUAUUGUGACACAUCCAUUUUUCGUUAAUGUGACGUCCACAUUUUAUGCUGGACAUCGCUAACAAAUAUUGCUGUAAUCAUAGUAUAAUGUACGUGAUAAUGUUCUCUUUGGUCCUGUCAGUCGUUUAAAAUCUACUGCAGCAUUUUCUUCACAUCCUUUGAAUGAAUGAAUCCAUAUUCCAUUCACUAACAGCAGAAUUGUUUGUCUCAUAUGAUAUGGGCACAUAAUUGUUCGUGGGGCGGGCCGCGGGGGAGGUCUUGCAGUUACAGUCAAUCAAGCUAGCAUGAACCUGUUUGGCGAAAUACAGCCCUGACAUUCUUGUACACCUAAUACAUCGUCCAACUAUGGUCCAACCAAUCCAUUUGCUGGGCAUGGGCAUGCAUAUUAGGUAUUUGAAUUUGUGAAAAUAAAAAUGCAUGGGUACCCAUUUUAGCCGUGCCGUCCCAAUAAAUGGAGCUAGUGUAGUGUAAACGGGGUUUUUGCUAUCCCGGUGCAGUGUUCUCAUCAUCGUUGGCUUUGAGGGCCUGUUUGCAGGCUAGAGUUGGUGUAUAAUUUACUCCAUCAACAGGAAUAUCUUUGGAUCGAGAAGGAAAUUUCACUAAUUAACAAUCCUAAAGGUCCCUUUUCGUGAGCAAAAAUAUUCUUGUAUAGUUGUAAAUUAUAAGGUUAUAAUUUUGACGUGAAGAAAAUAGCCCCGGAUUUAUACAUAAUUUGCCGCCAUUCUUGGCUUACUAGUUUAUGAUUGGAAAUGUCAAAUACAAGAUUUGUGAAUAAUCACAGCGUUUCACGUAAUCUAGGUCACCGUUUGAGCGGAUCAAAUCCACUAAUUUUAACAAUAAUAUGUACAAUAAUUAUUUUUUCAAACUAAACACAUGCACUUGUAAUAUAAGUGGAAUAAAUACA